AUGAAUAAAUUAAAUAAUAGUAAUAAUAAUAACAGUAAUGCAAAUACAUUGUUAACAAAUCAUCCUGGAAUAUCGAAUACAUCAGUAAAUCCUGUCGAUAGAUCAAUACUUGUUGAUUUGCUCUGUUGUACAUGUUGUACAAAUUCUGAUGAUGAAGAUGAAGCAUACUCAAAUCUCAUUGAAAAUCAUCGAUUAGCACGGAUUGUUACUAUGGGUGCCAUAUUGACUAUACUAGGUUUAAUAUUUGCGUAUAUAAUACGUUCAGCGACAGAAACUCAAACACCGCUGACUAAUUCUCAGACGCUAACAUCGCCUACUAGUUCGGUGACGACAACAUCAACAACAGGAAAUUCGAAUCCUUUGAAUAAUUCUAUGUUUAGACAAACUACAGAUUUAACAGUUAACCAAAAUUUGUUAAAAUUAUCAGAGAACUUUUCUAAUCUAAUUGAUUUAGGCGAUGAGAUUGGAUUGGAUCAGAUUUUUGAAGGGUCCAGCAGCUCAUUAAUACAUGUAAAUAAUAGUAGUGUUAGUAGUAUUAAUAACAAUAAUAGUAAUAAUAAUACCGUAGAAUAUUCUUCGCAUAAUGCUCCCUCUUACUCCUCUCUGUCGAACAAUUCUUCGACUCCUUCACUAUUAAUAUUAUCACCAUCCUCCUCCUCCGUCUCUAACUUUACUCCGCCUUCAUAUUCUAGUCAACUUGGUGUAAAAUUGCCAUUCUCCGCAUUGGACUCACAAAUUCGCGCCAAACCACCUCCAUCUGUACGCAUCCCUCCUCCGCCUCCUGCUCCUGCUCCACCACAGCCAAUACCACCUUCAUCUCUAUACCAACAUCAGUCGCAUCAACAUCAUGAUAAACAUCAACAUCUUCAACACCAACCUCAUUUAUCAUCUUUAUCAUCGAUAUCAGCGUCAUCACCAUCGCCUCAGUCACCCCCACCGCCUCCUCCUCCACAGAGACAACACCAACAACAACAAAAACCUCAGUUGAAAUCAACUAAAGAAGAGAGGAGUAGUUGUUCCUCCCCAUCUAUGUUAUCAAUACAUGAAGUAGAAAUUGUUGCCAAUAAAUACACUGACUUGAAAUAUUCGAAUCAUUCCAGCUGUACAUCACCUAUAAAUAAUCAACGCUGUGUUGUACAAAAUCUCUCUAAAACUGACGGUCAGAAUACAUCUAGCCCUACAGUAAUUAACAGUUCAAUGGAGACAAAAUAUUAUAAUAAUAAUGAUAAUGAUCCAGCUGUGCCUACCAUAUCUAACAACGCUACUACUAGUACUACAACUACCACUGCAAUGACUACGAGUAAUACUCCUUUAACAGAAUUAAUUAUUGUCAAUGAAGUAGCCAGUAGAAGUGCAAAGCCAAGGGUUGCAUUUAUUGAACCAGCUGAUGAAGCUUCAAUACAUGACAGUAAUCCUACUACCACAACCAUUACUACCAACAACAACAAUCAGUCAGACAGUGAAUCAACUGUUCAGAUAAACAAAGAAAAUCAUCCUACUACUACUACUAAUAAACUUAAAUUAAGUCUAUCUGCUAGAUUUCCUGACGAUGAUGAUGAUGUUCGUGGGGGAGGUGGAGGUGGAGACAAUCAACAGAAUGUGAAAACUGCUCAAAAUGAUAAUGUAUCUGUCAGUGCUGAGACACUGAUAUGCUCAACAGCACAACAACUUACUUCCAGUAAUCCUAAUCGCAAUACUGAAAAUCGAAAUCGACAAAUAAUCAAUAAAAAAGUAACCAGCAAUGAUUUUAAUGUAAAUACUGCUCAUACUCCUCCUGCUACUACUAAUAAUAAUAACGACAUGUAUAGUAAAACCACCAACAACACUGGCGAACACAACAAUAUUGAAGAGAGACGACAUCGAGAAGUCGUGGAUUCCGAACAAGAAGAAGAUGCAGACGAAGACAACGACGAAGUGAUGAAACCUAAAGCAAGCCUUUACGCUAAUCCUGAAAUCUCAUUAUCUCAGUUAAUGAAUAUGAAUGAUGAAGAGCUGUAUUAUGAAUUACACGAAAAAUAUCAAAAUAAGCGCCAACAACAACAACCGUCAACAUCACAACUGUUAACAUCACAGAAAUUGAAUGAACACAAGCAACAACAACAACUGCAACAACCACAACGCACUUCAUCGAUAUUAAGUCAACCAAGAAAAUCCCUUGCAAUGAUAUUUUCACAAAUUAGUAAUAAUUUAGGAUUUACACAAGAAUCAACUACAACUGGCGGGGUUGGAGGCGGGACAGGAGCAAUUGAUCACUAUCCAAUGAAUCCAAUAAAAAAGAAUCGUAACAAUGAUAAUACUAUUAAUAAUAAUAAUGAAUUUAGUUCAGAUCAACGUAAAAGUCUCAUUUACAAUGAUUCUAAUGAAAUGUCAAUAAGAAAUAGCGAUUCAAGUCAAAGAUUAAUAGAACGUAAUAUACUGAAUACAUUCAUGAGUAAUACUAGUCAUCAAGGUCAAGGCAGACAUAGCGGGUCAAUCAGUUCAAAUGUACACAUGAAUAAAUUAAAUAAUAAUAAUAACAGUAAUGCAAAUACAUUAUUAACAAAUCAUCCUGGAAUAUCGAAUACAUCAGUAAAUCCUGUCGAUCGAUCAAUACUUGUUGAUUUGCUCUGUUGUACAUGUUGUACAAAUUCUGAUGAUGAAGAUGAGGCAUACUCAAAUCUGAUUGAGAAUCAUCGAUUAGCACGGAUUGUUACUAUGGGUGCCAUAUUGACUAUACUAGGUUUAAUAUUUGCGUAUAUUAUACGUUCAGCGACAGAAACUCAAACACCGCUGACUAAUUCUCAGACCCUAACUUCGCCUACAACAUCAACACAACAACAACAGGAAAUUCGAAUCCUUUGAAUAAUUCUAUGUUUAGACAAACAACAGAUUUAACAGUUAACCAAAAUUUGUUAAAGUUGUCAGAGAACUUUUCUAAUCUAAUUGAUUUAGGCGAUGAGAUUGGAUUGGAUCAAAUUUUUGAGGGGUCCAGCAGCUCAUUAAUACAUGUAAAUAAUAGUAGUGUUAG
This is a messenger RNA of Trichobilharzia szidati, 3007 nucleotides long. NCBI's taxonomy places the organism in Eukaryota, Metazoa, Platyhelminthes, Trematoda, Strigeidida, Schistosomatidae. The record is from the annotation of a GenBank genome assembly.